Molecule: messenger RNA, 636 nt
Organism: Drosophila sulfurigaster albostrigata
Lineage: Eukaryota; Metazoa; Arthropoda; Insecta; Diptera; Drosophilidae
Product: putative nuclease HARBI1
Exons: 2
Coding region: 79-636 (185 amino acids)
Source: RefSeq, a predicted model, not a curated record
GCGAAUACUUCUUUAGCAGAUAUCAACUGCCAAGAAUAGUGGAUGGAACUCAUAUAAAAAUAUUGAAACCUGUAAAUAAUGCCUCUGUUUUUUUUUAACAGAAAGGGCUAUUACAGCAUGAACGCCAUGGUUGUUUGCAACUAUAAUAUGGAGAUUAUCGCUAUUGAUGCGACGCACCCCGGAUCCUGUCAUGAUUCUUUCAUUUGGAAUCAUUCAAGCGCCAGGGAAUAUUUGUCGAGAACAAUAAAUGAAUAUUAUGUUUUGGCAGAUUCUGGCUACGCACAGGAGAGUUUUGUGUUAACUCCCUACAGGAGCGCAGAGAUUGGGACGCAGCAUCGAUUUAAUUUAAGACAUGCUGCAGCCAGAAACAUAAUAGAACGAACAAUUGGUGUUCUUAAAAGCCGUUUCCGUUGUUUACAACGAUGCUUAAAUUAUCAGCCCAUUUUUUGCUGUCAAAUUAUUAACGUAUGCUGUGCUCUGCACAACAUAUGUAGAAGACGGAAUUUGUCAAUAAGUGAAGACUUUCAAUUGGAGGAUAUUGAACAGGCUAUAAAUGAUAACGACAUUGAAGGAAAUGAUGACGGACCAUCUGUACGCGACGAAAUUGCUGUGUCUCUGUCAAUUUUUAGUUAUUAA